Molecule: messenger RNA, 5894 nt
Organism: Pantherophis guttatus
Lineage: Eukaryota; Metazoa; Chordata; Lepidosauria; Squamata; Colubridae
Source: RefSeq, a predicted model, not a curated record
UCACCACCCAUCCCCCCGUGACUUCUUCACAACAAAAACCUAAUUCAUAACAGAUUAUAUAAUAUUUUACCAUCCCCUUACUCCCUCCUCUAAAUACUGACCCUUACUUGCUAAUAAUAUUAUUAAUAUUGUUAAUUCCCCCAUUUACCAUACAUUUCAAAAAAAAAAUAUAUAUUCUGCUAUAACAUUGUAUGAUAACUUCUAAUUUAGCAUAAUAUUAUUAUAACUCCCAAUUUAGCAAUAGUCUGCCCUUUUUCUCCUCCCCCAAACUUAUAUCUGUAUAUUAUUACAACAUUUCAAAACAACCUUCCACUUUGAAACUAUAUAAUAAAUCCUACUUUAACAUAUAGUCUUUUGUGUAUAUUAAUAUAACAUUUCAAAGCAGCCUUCCCCAUAAAUCCUAAUUUAACAUUUAUUCAACUCUAUCCAUUCCUCCACUCCCCUAAAUAUAUCACUUAAACAUCCCUUUUCUUAAACUAAUCAAUCAGUAAACUAACCUAUUUCCACCCAGUUUCCUACAAAAUUGCCAUGCACAACAAUUUUUAAUAUCUUUAAUCCACUGCCCACUCUGCUAAUAUAUUAUAUAUAUAUAUAUAUGUAUAUAUUCCGUUAUAUAAAAAAAAAGACAAUGACUUUAAAUUUAUAAUCCAUAUAAUAUCUUCUUUAAUGUCUUUCCACUGGAUUGUUAAGUCCAUCAUCCAUAAUAGGGUAACAUAGCUUCCUGAUGCAACAGUUUGUUCAAAAUCUUCAAUCAUCAUCUGCCCCCAUCAGUAGUAAAUAUCCUCAUAUAUAUAUAAAAGUAAAAGCAACCACCCGAGUGACAUUAUGAUUAUAUUCCAUAUAGUUGUAACUGUGGCUUUCAUCAGGAUUAUUAAUUCCCAUCAUCCUAGUGGGUAACAACCAGAUCUUCUGCAUGCCCCAGCGUAACUCUCUUGCCUUGUAGCUCAGGAUAGUUAUAAUAUAUUUAUCAAUACAAGAAAGAAAUCCAAAGUAGAUAAUUCAAAUCCAACAAUUUAAGGCUCUUUUCACAUCCCAAAAUUACGGCAUUGCAGAGGUCUGUCACUGUCCUCAGGAUAAUAUUAACCAAUACUUCGCCUCCACUAUCUUUUCGCAUAUUCAUUCCUUUUUUUUUUUAAAUCACUGGCUUCACUGUUGCUUGAUUUAGAAAUUUCUAUUUUUGUGAGACCUAUUUCUUUUUUUCUUUUCUUUUUGUGGGUUUAAUUUCCAUCCUGGUUUCCUUUCUACAAGUUGUAUAUCAACUGAUCGGUUUUCAUUCUGCUUUAUAAGUUGGUCUUGUUGAUUUUGUUUUUGUAUCUCAUAUUUCUUCUUUGCCAAAUGUAUAUCAGCUAAUUGGUUUCCAUACUUGUCUUUGACUUGAUGAAUCAUCACGUUGGAGUCAGAUGCCACUUCUCUCAUAUUUGUAGAUAAUCCAGCUGGUGUAUCUAAAGAAUCCAAAGGCAAUUUGUCUACCACAACCUCUGUAAUUCGAUGUUUUCCCUUUAUUUCCAACUCCUUCUGCUUAUCCUGUAUUAUGCCUAAAGAUGUUAAGUUCAUUUUCAAAAUUUUUUGAUAAAAUUCUUCCGCUCUUUCAACAGUAUUUAGUUGGUAUCUUUCUCCUUGAUAUCUCAAUAUUAUACCAACUGGGGCAUCCCACCUAAAUGGAAUAUCUCUUUUUUUUAACUCAGUCACCAGAAAACCAAAUUUCUUCCUUUCCGUUAACAUCUUGGGCGGGAGCUCUUUGUAGAUCCAAAUCUUUCUUCCAUACAAUUGCAAAGUAGAAUUAAAGGAAUUUUGCACAAUAUUAUUCCUAAUUUCUUUAUCUGUAAAAUAGAUCACCACAUCUCUAGGCAAUUGCCUUUGCUUUGCAAUCCAGGAGUUUAUUCUAUAAACUCUGUCAAUCCUACAAAACACUUCCUCAGGUUGAACCUUUAAAAUCCCGGCCAGAAUUUCAGAAGAUGUUUUCCUUAAAUCAUCUCUGUUAUUUUCCUGCAAACCUCUCAGUCUAAUCGCAUAUUCAGUGAAAUUAUAUUGCAUCAUUAAAACUUCUCUUUCAAUCCUCUGUUGCAAAUUUUCUAUAUUACCAGUCUUUUGAUCAGCCUCCAUUUUAGGUUUGAGCUAUUAUCUUGAGUAUUUGUCAAAUCAUUUUCAAUUUUUUGGAUUCUAUUGUCCAAAUUAUCCUGAGUUUCUUCCAUUUUAGACUCUAAUAACUUAGUAUUUGCAUCCAACUGGAUCAUAAAUUCUGAAAAACCGUUAGCCAUUUUUAAAAUCUUUCACUCCAAAAAGUCAAACUUAGAUUUCACCAAUUCUUUAAUUUCCUGCUUAAAUUUUUCAAGAUGCUGAUUCACAAUUUCAUCCCUUCUUACAAUCUCCUCUAAAAGAAAUUCUAUUAUGUUAAAAUCAGGUUUCUGAGACUGGAGACUUAAAACUUGUUCUUGUAAUUUGUUAAUGGGGGAAUCCCCCCCCCACUGCUUGUUUGUCUGACUUUAUAAGUCUCAAUGCCAUGUUUCCGCCCAGACAAACUUUAUUAGAAAAGAGAAGAAAACUUCUUUCCAACCAAGAGCAAUAUCAACUCUCCAGGAAAAGAAAAACACGAAAGUGAAGUUUUGUCUUCAAUUGUAGCCAAAGGUAUUUAUUCUGCUACAUUGUGAUAAUAGAAAACGGAAGGACUUUCCCUUUCAGCCUCUCCUCAAGCCGCGGCAGUCGCCAUUUUAAAAAUCUUUUUUUCUUUCCUUUUCCUUUUUUUUUCUUUCUUAAAUAGCUUUUGAAAAAUAAGUAAAAUACUUGCGAUUCAGGAUCACAGGUCCAGCUCACAUCUUCUUUAAUUACUCUGUUAAAUUUGCAGGCUUGCUCUUGACGCCUAGCUCUGCAUAUAGCAGAGGUCUCCCAAAGCCCGGAGCAGCGGCUGGAGAUAUGGGGAGUCUCAUCCGCUCCGUCCCAAAAGUAAAAGAGAAACUUUUGGGACUAUGCAGAGAGCUCUACCCACCCCAGCUGGCUCUAUCUCCAUUUCCUCAUGGAAACGGAGUUUUUUCAAGCCGCCAUUCCGUUGUGAAGGCGGCUCUUUACAGGCAGUGGGGCUGACGAUCCCGAAAGAACGUCUGGCGGCGACAAGCAGCAAACCUCAUGCACACUCUCAAUCACAUUCUGCAUAACUGCUUUAUUAAGCACUUGCACCCCCUCCUUAAUCAUCCAUUUUCCAUCCACUUUACGCACCCCAUCAUCCAUCAUUUGUUUGUUUUCAUCAUCCGUAAAUACAGGCUUCACAUCAAAAUCCAAUGCAGGGAUCAAAUCAUGAAUGCCCCUCCUACUAACGCUGCUUCAUGUACUAAUAUGUCCAUCAUCCUAUUUCCCACAACUAACCUCAAAGUCCCUUUUUAUGUGCUCCUAUAUGUAUUAUAGCAGUGAUGGCGAACCUUUUUCUCGUUGCGUGCCGGAAGUGUGUGUGUGUGUGGCGCGAUAACGUCCCUGUCAGCCUCAGCUUUCCUGCUUUAGCUGCCAUAAGAAACGGGGAGGGAUUAGGUAUGGAUCAAAGGGGGGGAAGAGAGCAGGAGGGGGUUUGUCUUUGUAGGAGGGGACUUCGUGGGAAUCGAAACUGGAUUUCAGAAGGGGAUGGCUAACCAACUGUCUCGACAUUCCUGAUGGAUGACGCUGCCAGACGUGUUGCCACCUGACCUUUGGAAGACCUUUAGAUUGGCUGAGAAAAUAUAAACACGAGGGGGGGAAGAAGCUUAGUAGAUGCAUUUCGCGCGUUUUGGUCACUUCCAGCUUUUCACUGGGGUGUUAAUCUUUUCAUAUUCAGUAAAAGUACCAAAUUCUUCAAAAUGCUUGAGUUUGGGGUUUUCUUUCCUGGAUACUGAAGGAAGCAUACCUGACAUUAAGCUGGAAGUCUUCUCAGUCAUCCCGGACAAAACCCGAGGGGACUGAAAAUCCAAAGUAUGUCAGAUCGAGGGAGUGAUGAAGAAGGGAAGAUGGGGGCAGCGAGUUCAACCGCCCUCCAGUCGGAAAGAGAAACUGCAGAAUGGCUGGGAAAACUCUGUUUGGAACCGGAGGAGGCCAGAUGGUCAAAAGGUGUGGGGAGACUGCCGGACUGGGGGGAGAACCCCCGGGGAGUGACGACUUCCAGACCCCGAAAAAGGGAGGCAGUGUGGAUGCAACAGCAGAAGGAACGUCUCAUGAUAGAUCAAGCCUUGCAGCUUAUCCGUGAUGUGGAAGAAAGCAGAAAAAACCGUGAGUCUUUUGAAACUCCUGUGGAGAAGGGGGAAGCAGACCCCGGGGGGGAGGCCGAAGAGACAGCCUGCGGGGGAGAGGAAGAGUUUGAGGAGGGCACAUCCCAGGCUUCGGCAGCUCGAGGAAGAGAUGCAGCCGGCCAGAGAACCCCAGCCCUGCAGGGGCCCCCCCCGCAGACGAAAAAAGCCAAAAAUCCCCCCCGUUCCUGGGAAGUUUGAUGGAAAUCCUAAAACCUUGGGAUUUUUCCUGACCCAAGUGUGGAACCACAUGCAGGAUUGGGGGGAGGACUACGAAACGGAUGCGGCUAAAGUCAGAAGCGUUGCGAAUGCCCUAGAGGGAGUGGCGGCUGAGUGGAUGGUAGUUCUCCACAAUAACAACUCCCUCCUGCUGAGAAAUUACAACCAGUUCAUGAGGGCCCUUAGAAGACGUUUUGAAGACCAUUUAGCUGAACGAAAGGCGAGACUCAGAAUGAAGAGCAUUCAGCAGGGUCGGAGGCCGGUGGCAGAGUAUAUCCAAGAGUUUCGUGAACUGGCACCUUAUAUGACAGGCUGGUCAGAAAUGGCGCUUUUGGAGAGUUUCAAGGAUGGACUGAAUGAUGAGAUAUAUCGAGAUUGCAGGAGCAUGGGGGUCCCCGAUGAUUUGGAUAGAUGGUACAUAGUAGCUGAGGAUGUGGAGAUCGAGCUGAAACGGAGCGAACUCCGAGGAAGGCGGAUGGGGGACCAGUCAUCCUCUUUCUACCGUAAGGGGGCGGCCAAGAUGACUGGCGGGAAGACCGAAUUCAAACCCAAGUCAAAGCCCUUCACCUGUUUCAAAUGUGGGAAGGAGGGUCACCGGGCGGCCGAAUGUUUCUCCAAACCACCGCCAAAAGCCACCGGGGCCAGCCAAAAGAAAAGCGAUAAAAUACCCGCCAAAACCCGCGGCACCGCCCUGAAAGGAGAAGUCGUUGAGUUCCCUCCCCGGAACCAGCGUGAGUUGGGAACUCCGACCAACGAUGACGACAGCGAGACGGACUCCGACUCGGACACCGAUGAACGGGUGAGUCACACGGAAGAACCCUUACUCAUCCCCGUAGAAGUAAGGGUGCCCUCCACAGGAACUCACGCGCAAUUGUUAGCCCUGUUGGACUCGGGGUGCACUAGAUGGGUCGAUUGCAGGAGGGGGCCCAGCUAGUUUUAUGACCGAACCCCUUGAACUACAGUUGGGGAAUCAUAUAGAAAAGCUCAGCUUUAUCGUAGCACCUGGCAUGGAAAGGCCCCUAAUUCUAGGACUGCCCUGGCUUCGUAAAUGGAACCCACGAGUAAAUUGGAAAACGGGGGUCCUGCGCAUCCGUACGGCAGAACCACCUCCGGAAAAGGAAGGCCCCUCCCUAAGGGACGACAUAAGACCAGAAGGGGCCGCAGUAGCCAUUAACUAUAUUGAGGGAGAAGAGAAAAUUCCGAAGGAAUAUUGGGACCUCAAGGAAGUGUUUAGCGAAAAAGCGUCUGAUACUCUGCCUCCCCACAGGGCCACUGACUGCACCAUUGAAAUACUCCCAGGGGUGAAGCUUCCCAAACCAAAAAUAUACCCCAUGACACCUCGAGAAUUGGAGGAAUUGCGGAAUUUUAUUGACAAAAACUUAGAACGGGGAUUUAUCGAACGAGCCAAACCCAAGGUAGCAGCGCCAGUAAUGU